UUCAAAGAUGACCGUAUUGUGUUCUGGACUUGGAUGUUUUCAACAUAUUUUAUGGAGAAAUGGGCCCCCCGGCAAGAUGAUAUGCUCUUCUAUGUCCGUCGAAAACUGUCCUAUGUCAGUGGUGAUAGUACAGAGGGGAAAAAGCAGGUUGAAGUUGAAGUUUACCGGAGAGAUUCUAAGAAGCUUCCUGGCCUGGGAGACCCUGACAUUGACUGGGAAGAGAGCGUCUACUUAAACCUCAUUCUACAGAAGCUGGAUUAUGUGGUGACAUGUGCUGUGUGCACACGCUCCGAUGGAGGAGAUAUUCACAUUCACAAAAAGAAAUCUCAGCAAGUGUUUGCGUCUCCUAGCAAACACCCAAUGGACAGUAAAGGAGAGGAGUCAAAGAUCAGCUACCCCAACAUAUUCUUCAUGAUUGACAGUUUUGAAGAGGUUUUCAGUGACAUGACUGUGGGAGAAGGAGAAAUGGUCUGUGUGGAGCUGGUAGCCAGUGACAAAAGCAACACCUUCCAAGGGGUGAUUUUUCAGGGGUCCAUCCGCUAUGAAGCACUCAAGAAGGUCUAUGACAACAGGGUGAGUGUUGCAGCUAAGAUGGCUCAAAGAAUGUCUUUUGGCUUUUAUAAGUAUAACAACAUGGAGUUUGUCCGAAUGAAAGGGCCACAAGGGAAAGGACAUGCGGAAAUGGCAGUGAGUAGAGUUUCUACUGGUGACACUUCACCGUAUGGGACAGAAGAAGAUUCAAAUCCAGACUCCCCAGUGCAUGAGAGAGUCACUUCUUUCAGCACACCGCCAACCCCAGAACGCAACAAUCGCCCAUCCUUUUUCUCCCCAUCCCUCAAGAGAAAAGUGCCCCGAAAUCGAAUUGCUGAGAUGAAAAAAUCCCACUCAGCAAAUGACAGCGAGGAGUUUUUCAGAGAUGAUGGUGGUGGAGAUCUGCACAAUGCGACAAAUCUGAGGUCGCGGUCCUUAUCUGGAACAGGACGGUCUCUGGUGGGCUCGUGGCUGAAGCUGAACAGAACAGAUGAAAACUUUCUACUCUAUGCACACUUAACUUACAUCACUUUGCCAUUGCAUCGAAUUUUAACAGAUAUCCUGGAAGUGCGGCAGAAACCAAUUCUGAUGACAUAGCAGAGAGCGGGCACUGCCUUGGAGCCUUGUUGCCAAGUGUGCCUAACCACAGCGGUUUUCUGUGCUAACACUACCAUCUAGUGUCAGGAACAUAAACCUCCGCAGGAAAAAGGGAAGUCCAAGAAUACCAGCCGAUCAAAAGUGCCUCUUUCUUCCUUCCUCUGCUGUCAAACACCAUAUGCACACUUGCAGUACAUCGCUUGAGUGUUUCUGACUGGAAGAGGACUUUCAGCAAGAUAAAAUGAGAAGGGGCUGUCUUUAAAACGAGUCAACGCUUUAUGGACAGUUUGUUACUGUGUUUACUUUAUAACUAAGAAACCAACAAUAUGUACAAAAUGUGUUAAACUUUAUAUUCUUUGAGAGAAACAACCUGAGAAUUUCAUAAUGAUGUACUAAUGAACGUCGUUUCAUAGACUCUCGCCCAUACGCUCUCCUUGUCGGUUUGGCUUAAUGUGUGUGUGAGCGCGUGUGCGUGCAUGUGGGGAUUGAAGGGAUGGGAAAAUAAUUUCCUACUGAGGGAGGAAAAGGAAGAAAAUGCUACAAAGAUACAUCGCCAUUUUGGUACGUGCAGCGGGUCAGGGCAGAGCUUAAAAGAGGCUGAAAAUGUUCCCAUUUGUUCGUGUGUCAGUGUUAGGACAGGUGAACUCUGCUGACAGAUUUCCAUAUCUACCAAAGAACAGCAACAUUUUCAUCCUCAAGAACUGGCUAAGAAAAUGAGCCAGCGAAAAGAAAGCUAAAAAUGUGCUGCUAUAGUAAAGCCGAGGUUCAUAUCCAGUACUAAUGCUGCUUAUCUCUCUGUUAGCUGAGUCGAUACAAGUUUGAGUCUAAAGUGGAAAAACAGGAGGCCGUAAUCGGGCUCCAAAACCUAAAAACCUUACCACUAGCCAACAUCCUCCUGCAUGCACUGGACUUCAGAGUACGUAGAGUCGUCCUUGCAGUAGCGUUUGUAGCCAAGGAGGGCGUGAGAGAUGACUACUGGUCAGGCAGCUUGCCCAGAUUCUUCGUCUCCUGGUGGCGUUUUGCUGUACUGUUACAUGCCAAAGCACGGAGAGUUUUCUUGAAAGACAAAAGAUUGAAAUGUAAUUCUGCUCUGAAAAGUGACUAAAAAUUGCAUAGGGGGAGGUUUGAAAAUUGUGUGUCAGGAGCUCUCAGGAAAAAAGCCUUAUGUUUACAGGUAAAAUGCAGCUUUCUCUAAAUAGCAAAACUCUGCUGUCCUUGACAUUUGAAAGCUAAAUGACUGAAUACUGAGACUACUGCAGUCUGGUUCACUGUCUUGAUAUGGGAGCCAGUCGAUACUUCAGUUUAUUUAUGACUGCAUAACUGGCACAGCAAUGGGGGGGUAGCGUGUCACUUAGAGCAUGUGAGACUCCAGUACACGCAUAGAGGGAGAGCGAAGAUGCCAUUUUUGUCACUUUUCAGACUCUGAGCGCCUAAACUUAAUGCUGUUGCCACAGUUUCCAAAUGGCAUGUGCUCUGAGCCUGGACCUUUGUCUCCCUCAUACCCAGCCUUUCCCAAAGUGCUUUGUUGUUAUUCUCUCAAUAGCAUCUGGUGACUUAACCUCUCAAAUAGGACUUUCUGCUUUUUUUUCCUCAGUUCAGGUUCCAUGGGAAUAGCUCCACUUCAGCAUAAAGGUAGACUAACUUUAUCAUUCAACCCAACGUGGUGAAUCCAGCAUGGUAAGGAGGUCUUUUUUUAUUUGAGGCUAGGCCUGGAAGAAGUGAUGGCAUUAGUGCAGAGUGCUGCCGCUGUUAGAAAUGCCAUCAUGAGUGCAUGACAGGGACGGCUCACCAGUUUUUAGUUUACUUCAAAUGUGUUGCAACAGUGUCAGAAAAACAUUCACUUUGUCAUUACCAGCACAGCCACUUUUCAUGUUGCAGCCUUUGACCUUUGCUCCGUGGGAGCGUGUGGUUGUGCGUUGUGUGUAUGUGAGGGUGUUCGCAGUGUCUAAGCUGAGGCAUGUAACUUGGGUGCCUAGGCUUUCUUCCUGAGCUGGGGGAGAGGUGGAGUCCUAAAUCAGCAGCUGAAGUGCCCUCUCAAGGAACUUGCUAGGCAGCCGAGGUGCUUACCUGAGAUCCCUAGGUAGUUGUGCCUAAUGUCAGUCGGUACAAGUAUUCUCCCUAUGCCCAUGCUGAGAAUUAAAACGCUCUUCAGCUAGAAGACCAGUCUUACUCUGAAGCCUCUCAAGAUGCUCCUUAUUCUGCACGUUCAUACUGCUGGGCUGGGCAAAUCAGUGCUCGGUUUUCCUUUAAAUAGUCAUUGGGGAGGGAAGGGAGAGAGGGUUAAUAUUUGCACUACUAGUGACAAUUGAUACUUUUCAGUCAAACAGCCAGAGGAAUAACACGUGAAAGGGAAAUGUAUCCAGAUUGGAACCCGAGUGGUAGGUGCCUGAAUACUUCUCAGUCAACAGCAAUUUGUAAUGCUUUCUUGGUAUCACGUAUUACGUUUAGGUAGCUUAAUUUCAUGUGAUCUGAAAGACUGAACAAAUCUUGCUGCGUAAGAUUUCAGAGCAAACGAAGAAUGAUUCUAAAUUAGUACAUUAGUAUAAAGGCAGUGUUACAGAAAGUACAGUUCAGAUUCCACAGCUAUUAUGCAGGAGGUAUCAUCUGCUUUGUUACAUGUAUGUGGCUGGAUUUCAAUGUCUAGUUUUUGAAGGGCUGCAAUAUAAACACCCUGAAAAAAAAAGUCAGUUUAUUUCUUGUGUCUUGCUAGUGGAUAUGUUAUAGGUACAUUGAAGACUCACCUUUUUUAGUAGAAAAGGACUACAGGUAUGCCCAGAUGGACGUCCAUAGAAAACAGAGGUCAAAAAGUCUACUGAAUGUCAAUAGUGCUUUUCAGAAACAAGUAGAUGUGGCAGAUUCCCAGUUAUUCCUUCUCUAAACAACUGACUUAGACUUCUUAUGUAUGGCCCCUGGUUCCCAUUUUCUGUUAUCAAGUGGGGGAAAACAAAUUCUGCAUUUUGUUCUGCUUUUAAACAAACCCUGAAAAUCGUAAUUUGUUGUCCUUGUAUAGACAGAUUGACAGGGAAAGAUGAUCAAAGUUUUGCUUGGGUCAAGAUGGCACAGCUGGGCCCUUAGCAUGCUAUUGCUCUAUACCAAAAAAGAAAGGGAAUGUUAAUAGGAACCUCUCACCCUUUUAAUUUGGAGGGGUUUUUAAUUCUGUAGCUCCUAAGCAGUAAACCAUUUUGAGCUUCUGUUGGCCAUUGAAAUAAUUGCUGAGGAAUGAACUGGCGUGUUCUGCAUGCCAUAAAGGCUGUAUGGCUGUCGAUGUCUUAACUGUUGGAGCACAGUGGUUUUCAUCAGUUGUUAUGUUGAUGCUUGAGAAUGCAGCACGGUUAACAAAUUUGGGAAGCUUUGCAGAAGAGCUUUAUUUAUUUACAGAAUCCCACCAUACCUCAUUACUCAGUUAACUUCUUCCAUCCUUCUGCCCGUUCACUCCCUCUGGAGAUCGAGGCUUACGCUUGAACUCUCCAUAGAUGAUGUAUAUUGAUAGAUGUCAAAUGCAAGGUUGUAAACCUUUUUGCCCUUAACAGGUUUUUCACUGCUAUCAGUUUAACAAGUAAAAAGCCUUUGCUUUUUAAGAAAGCUCUUAAAUAAAUUAUUUUGUAUUAGCAGAUUAUUGCUCUGCCUUAGAGACCACCGUGUAUGUGAAAUCGCGUUCUCUCAUUGCCAGCCAGUACAAGACGGGUUCCAAGUCUCCUUGUAAAAGAAGCAGCCAUUUUUAGAAACGCCACAAAUCUUUCGGCUGUCUUGGCUAAUCCAGUUUGUGUGGGUUCAUGUUCCUUCUCUUUUUGUUCUCCUGGUCUUCAUCAUUUACAAGGCUUGAGCAUGUUGGGCUCUGGAUUGCUGUUACUCAGUUUUUCAUUUCUGGGCACGGUGUGCUUUCCUGAAAAGAGAAUUGUUUGCAUGGGUGACUUUUCACAGUAAAAUGGUUUUCCCAAAGUAUAUUCUUACACCAAAUUUUAAUUUAAACAGUGAAGUCCUUGGCUCUGCAGACAGGUUUCUUCUGGCAGACCCUCGUGUACAGAAUCCCAUCUGGUCACUGAGGUUCUGUAUGGAUGUGAAGUCCACAUAAAUAGUCUCCACUUUUAGACUAUUGACCUGCUUCUUGCCAAUCAUUAAUUUUUCCCUUUCCAGAUGAUUGCUUGUCCUGUAUUUUGUAGUCUAAAGCUUCCCCUUAUUAAAGAUAGCUAUAAGAUAAAAUCUUAAGAAGUGCCUAAGCCCUGUUGUUAUCCAGUGGGGUUUAAGAACAAAUUUUUAUUUAGGAAAUGAGUAAAGCAGUCUUAAAUUCUAUCUAUGGUGUGUGUAGCAGCGUCAAGAAAUGACAAGUUUAUAGUUCUCGGAAGAACUGGCUGUCUCCUACAGACUCGCCCUUCGUGUUUGAAAGACUCUAAUGGUCUCCUAAGGUCGUGGCUGAAAGCUCUGGAAAAUGGAUUUCUUGUCAUCACAGCAGUCAGAUAUCUGCGAAUGCCUUAUCUUGUUUUGUGAGGUAUGACUGGAAGUGUGUGGUGCUGGUGUGUAGAAAUUCUGUGUCAAAAAUAGGUGCGGUAGAAUCCAAUUAAAGGCAUUGUGAAAUAAGUAGCUUUUACACCGAACCUUAAAUGAAAGAGUAUUUUACACCAGAAUGUAGCUGUUUGGAUGCUUGGUCAAGAUAAUACAAGGCUGCAAGCAGGUUACAAUGUUGAACGUUCUCUGUGUAAAUAUAUAAAUAUUCUCAGCCUAAUUUUAUCAGACUAACACAUGUUGCAUGGUUUGGGCUUUUUUUGCCUCAUGGAUCAUCAGUGUUGAUUAAAAGAUGAUGGGUUGAAAAUCAUGCUGGCGCUGUACUGAGCCCUUUGAACAAAGAGCAAGGAGAACCUUUGUGCACCAGAAAUGGAGAUGACUUUGCGUAUGGCAGCAGUGCAGAAAGUGUUGGACCCUGCGGCCAAUAAACAGACCUCUUAAACUACC
This is a messenger RNA of Aptenodytes forsteri (emperor penguin), 6075 nucleotides long. RefSeq names its product KIAA0930 ortholog. The record is from RefSeq and is a predicted model, not a curated record. Bases 34 to 1128 code for a protein of 364 amino acids. The transcript is spliced from 9 exons. NCBI's taxonomy places the organism in Eukaryota, Metazoa, Chordata, Aves, Sphenisciformes, Spheniscidae.